GAGCAAGGGUCUGAAAGAAAAGAAUACAGAGAGCUGAGAGGAGGAAGGGAAGAAACAAAGAAAAUACAGAGGGUUUAGGGGUGAUAGACACCCCUCACCAACAUGAUUAUCAAUGCAUGGCAUUACCUUGUCUAUCUCUACGGAAUGGUAAUCGACUCUCUCAGUGUCUGUGACACCAGUGAACGCCUUUCAGCCUAUGGAAUCAACAGGACGCAGUUCCCCUUGCAGUACAUGGGAAGAUGGUAUUUUCUGGCAGCCGCUUCGUCCCCUGGAACAGACGCUCUCAAAAUCUUCACACUGAUGGAUAACGCAGAGUUUGCAGUGCACGGCAGUGACAACCAAGAUAGCCUGAUUUUUAGAGCAGCAAUAAGAGCUAAGGACGGGUCCUGUAUUCCUAGAAAGUGGAUUUACCUAUUGACAGAAAAUAGCACUGAUCUGAGGACAGAAGGGCACCCAGACAGACUAACUGAGCUUUUUGCUUCUCGUUGCCCACAUUGUGCCAUUCUGAAAGAGACAGAGAACAGCACUUCCAGACUCCUCCUCUACUCACGGUUUCCUCAGUUGGAAGAAGAGUUUAUGGAUGAAUUUAGAGAUAAAUCAUCUUGCGAAGGUUUCAAAGAUGUUCUGAAGAUUCCUCAAAAGAAAGAGUAUUGCCACCUGGUAGAUGCAGGGAGCUAACCCAUAAACUGAUGCACCAACAAUAUUAUCACCCUGAUUGUGGACAGCGUUAUAUGCCAGCAGUAAUUAUUGCAGUGUUAAUAAAAAGAACUUAAAUCA
This is a messenger RNA of Bombina bombina (fire-bellied toad), 777 nucleotides long. RefSeq names its product apolipoprotein M (gene APOM). Gene Ontology annotation, molecular function: phospholipid binding; lipid carrier activity. Gene Ontology annotation, biological process: high-density lipoprotein particle clearance; high-density lipoprotein particle assembly; cholesterol efflux. Bases 103 to 678 code for a protein of 191 amino acids. Lineage: Eukaryota; Metazoa; Chordata; Amphibia; Anura; Bombinatoridae. Gene Ontology annotation, cellular component: very-low-density lipoprotein particle; low-density lipoprotein particle; high-density lipoprotein particle. The transcript is spliced from 6 exons. The record is from RefSeq and is a predicted model, not a curated record.